Drosophila navojoa is the source of this 474-nucleotide messenger RNA. RefSeq names its product Mediator complex subunit 22 (gene MED22). Gene Ontology annotation, biological process: regulation of transcription by RNA polymerase II. Gene Ontology annotation, cellular component: mediator complex. The record is from RefSeq and is a predicted model, not a curated record. Lineage: Eukaryota; Metazoa; Arthropoda; Insecta; Diptera; Drosophilidae. Gene Ontology annotation, molecular function: transcription coregulator activity.
UAGCCCUGCAUCGGCAGUGUAGUUCAUAGCUACGCUCAUAAAAUGUCCAACGGCCCUCGCACAACAAUCCUGCCACAGUCAAAGGAAGCGUUACUUAAGUCGUACAACGCGCGUCUUAAAGAGGAUGUGCGUAGCAUGCUGGAAAACUUUGAAGAAAUUCUAAAGUUAGCACGGCGAGAAAGUCACAUACAAAUUUCAAAGAUAACACAAUGCGAGCAGGAUGCACUGGAGAUGCAAGUGCGAGCGGCAAAUAUGGUGCGCGCCGGUGAAUCGCUGAUGAAGCUCGUUGCCGAUCUUAAACAGUAUCUCAUACUGAACGACUUUCAUUCGGUGAAUGAGGCGAUUACGAAUAAUUCACAGCUGUUUCGGGGCAAACAAAUUGAGUGCGAUAAAAAGUUGAUGAAGCUGCGCGAUGAGAUGGCCAUGGAUCUAUACGAUUUGGAGGAGGAGUACUAUACAAGUAUAUUUAAGUAG